AUGAAGGGGCAUAACCAAACACUAUUUUGCUAUGGGAGCACAGGGGCAGGGAAGACGUACACUAUGGUUGGCCAUAGUGGGUCCUAUGGACUAAUGCACAACUUAGUGAAGGAUGUCUUAGCAUAUGGAAGUUUUCUUGUCUCCUAUAUGGAAAUAUACAAUGAGAAGAUUUACGACUUGUUAGAACCUAAGGAAUUAGUUCUAAGAGAGUGUAAUGGAACAAUAGUAAUUCCAAAUCUUUUCAACAAGAGAGUCGAGAAUAUAGAAGAAUUUGAAGAGGUAUUUAGGCAAGGAACUAAGAACAGAACCACAGCAGAAACGAAACUUAACAAGAACAGUAGUAGAAGUCAUGGGAUAUUGAGGAUAAGUGUUGGAGAGCACAAAUUGAAUCUCAUUGACUUGGCAGGAUCAGAGAAUAAUAGGAAAACAGGUAAUGAAGGAAUUAGACUUACAGAGUCAAAUAGUAUCAACAGAAGCCUUUUUGUCCUAGGAAAGGUUGUAAAUGCUAUACUUAAAGGAGAAAAAAGAAUACCUUAUAGAGAUAGUAAGCUAACAAGAUUAUUACAAGACUCUCUUGGAGGAAGCAGUCUCUGCUAUAUAAUUGCCAAUAUUGUUGGAGAUUCAUCCGGGAUGGGAGACUCUAUAAACACACUUAGCUUUGCAUCCAAGUCUAGAAAUAUUGUAAACAUAUUAGAUGUGGCACAGAAACCUAGGGGUAAGGAUUUCAAAAACGGUGGGUGCAGUCUUUCUGAGCUUGGAAAGAGGAAACCUCUAUCUAUAAAAACAAACAUGAAGUUCAAUAUUCAAAGAAAGGAAGACAUGCCUCUCAGAAGUAAAGAAAAAGAGAAUAAUCCUCAUCAAGAAUCCUUUCCCACAAGUACCUCUGCAAUUGGGGGAAAGAAAAAAGGUAAGAGCUCACUCAUUUAUAGGAGAUGCAAGGAAGAUGGAGGUAAAUUCUCCAAAAAUCCAAAACUGACCAGUAAUGGAAGUUCACUGAUCUUAAAAUCCCUCCUUGAAAAGCCUGAUAUUGUUCUGUCUCCACGGACAAAGGAAAAAAGCUAUAGGGCCUUUCUAAAAAGAGCACAAGAGUUUGAGUCUGCAAAAAAGUAUAGGCUCGCAUUGGAGGACUACAAAACAAUGCAAAAAUUUUGUGAUAAUGACUUCAUUAAGCAAAAGAUAGAAAAAAUUAAUAUGUUAAUCAAAAAGACUCGGAGGAAACCUAAAGUCACAAAAGAAAAUGUACUUCAAAUCAUUAACCAGGGGAAUUUUUUCGAUAUAAAAAAGCUCCCCAGGGUCGGGGAUAAAAGAGCUCAAGCAAUUGUAGAUUUUGUAAAUGGAGGAAAUUUUUUUGAAACAUUGAAUGAUUUAAAGCUUCUAUUCAGUGAGAAAAUAGUGGAUUCUAUACUCUUUUCCAUAGACGAUGGAUAA
This is a messenger RNA of Encephalitozoon romaleae SJ-2008, 1428 nucleotides long. RefSeq names its product kinesin-like DNA-binding protein. The transcript has a single exon. The record is from RefSeq and is a predicted model, not a curated record. Gene Ontology annotation, cellular component: microtubule; kinesin complex. Gene Ontology annotation, biological process: microtubule-based movement. Gene Ontology annotation, molecular function: microtubule motor activity; ATP binding; microtubule binding. The coding region runs from base 1 to 1428 and encodes 475 amino acids. NCBI's taxonomy places the organism in Eukaryota, Fungi, Microsporidia, Unikaryonidae.